Messenger RNA from Rubroshorea leprosula, 3290 nucleotides. The record is from the annotation of a GenBank genome assembly. NCBI's taxonomy places the organism in Eukaryota, Viridiplantae, Streptophyta, Magnoliopsida, Malvales, Dipterocarpaceae.
GCACCUCUAGAGCUUUACUGUAUCAUCAUCCCUUCUUAAAAAAAAAAAGAAAAAAGAAAAAAGGAAAUAUCUAUCCUCUCCAACGUCGCCGGAGUUCGUCUCCUUCGCCGUCUCUGUCUCUUUGGUUUCCUCUCUCUCUCAGGUGUAAUCUCCGAUUUUUUUUGAUGGUGGAGCUGUGAGAUUUGUGUUUUUUUUUUUUUGAGGGAGUUUCUGGUGAGAGAGAAAUGGCGGCAGAAGAGGGAGGAUUGUCUCCAUGUGAUGCUGCUCUCAUCCCUGAUGGAGCUGCAUUGUCGGCGUUUCAGUACUUUGAAAAUGUGAGGAAUUUCCUUGUUGCUGUACAAGAGAUGGGAAUUCCUACUUUUGAGGCAUCUGAUCUAGAGCAAGGAGGAAAAUCUGCAAGGAUUGUGAAUUGUGUUCUUGCGCUGAAGUCUUAUAAUGAUUGGAAAAUGACUGGUGGAAAUGGGGUAUGGAAGUUCGGUGGAAAUGUAAAACCUUUAACAACUACCUUGGGGAAGUCCUUUGUUAGAAAAAAUUUAGAGCCAUUCACAAAUUCCUUGUCAAGGACCUCAUCAACGAAUGAAAAAUUGUUGAAUGGUUACUCCUCCGAACUUGAUCCUAAUAAAAUGUCUAGUUCCGGUCCAUUGAGCAUGCUCGUUCGUGCAGUUCUUUUGGAUAAGAGGCCUGAAGAAGUUCCUAUGUUGGUGGAGUCUGUACUAAGUCGAGUGGUGGAGGAGUUUGAGCAUCGCAUUGCAAGCCAAUGUGAAUUGAUGAAAACAAUGUCAAAAGAUACUGCUGCUUCUCACUGCAACAAAUCCUUUUUGAGAUCUUCAUCUGGAGAUAAGAAGACUGAAGAAAAGAACUUCAAGGUGGUGAAGAAAGAGGAAUGCUUCCCAGUCCGCGUUUCAGAAGAGGAAUUAAGAAGUCAGAGUCUGAAACAACAAAUGAUCUUUGAUCAACAACAGAAACAUAUUGAGGAACUAAAGCAUGAUACUAACACCACAAAAGCUGGCAUGCAGUUCAUACAGAUGAAAUUUCAUGAGGAGUUAAACAAUCUUGGUAUGCACAUUCACGGUCUAGCUAGUGCUGCUUCAGGAUAUCACAAAGUCCUAGAAGAAAAUCGCAAGUUGUACAAUCAGGUGCAGGACCUUAAAGGAAGUAUCCGAGUUUACUGUCGAGUGAGACCAUUCCUGUCUGGACAAUCAAACUAUCUGAGCACUGUUGACAAUAUAGAAGAAGGAAACAUCAGUAUUAAGACUCCAAAGCAUGGAAAAGGGUGCAGGUCCUUCACCUUCAAUAAAGUCUUUGGUCCAUCAGCAACCCAAGCGGAGGUCUUUUCUGAUAUGCAGCCACUUAUUCGAUCAGUUCUUGAUGGUUAUAAUGUUUGCAUAUUUGCUUAUGGUCAGACUGGAUCAGGGAAAACUUACACUAUGAGUGGACCUAAAGAUCUGACAGAGAAAAAUCAAGGUGUUAAUUAUAGAGCGUUAGGAGAUUUAUUUCUUCUAGCAGAACAGAGAAGGGAUACUUUCCACUAUGAAGUUGCUGUCCAGAUGAUUGAAAUUUAUAAUGAGCAAGUUAGAGACCUCCUAGUUACAGAUGGAAAAAUUCGAAAUAGUUCUCAGACAGGUCUUAAUGUCCCUGAUGCAAACCUUGUUCCUGUUUCAUUAACAUCUGAUGUUAUUGAUCUGAUGAACCUUGGACAAAGGAAUCGUGCUGUAGGUGCAACUGCCCUCAAUGAGCGCAGUAGCCGCUCUCAUAGUUGCUUGACCGUUCAUGUUCAAGGUAGAGAUUUGACAUCAGGAACUAUUCUUCGUGGCUGUAUGCAUCUUGUUGAUCUGGCAGGAAGUGAGAGAGUAGACAAGUCUGAGGCGACAGGAGAUAGACUAAAAGAGGCACAGCACAUAAACAGGUCUCUCUCAGCUUUAGGAGAUGUGAUUGCUUCCCUUGCUCAAAAGAAUCCACAUGUGCCUUACAGAAACAGCAAACUUACACAACUGCUUCAGGACUCACUUGGAGGGCAAGCAAAAACACUAAUGUUUGUUCACAUUAGCCCUGAGUCUGAUGCUUUGGGUGAAACAAUAAGCACUCUAAAAUUUGCAGAGCGGGUGGCCACUGUUGAACUUGGUGCUGCCAAAGUGAACAAAGAUAGUGCAGAUGUUAAAGAGCUUAAAGAACAGAUUGCUAGCCUCAAGGCUGCGCUGGCCAGGAAAGAGGGAGAGAUGGAGCAAGGUCAGCAUUCUGUAUCUGGCAGUGCAGAGAGAUACAGAACAAAAACUAGUGACUUGUCACCUUUUAAUUUUAAUCAGCGAGUUGGAAAUAUGGUGGGUGGAAGGCAACCCAUGGGUGAUGUUGGCAACAUAGAGGUGUGCACCAACUCUACAUUGAGGCAAAAGAGACAAAGCUUUGAUCUCGAUGAGCUGUUGGCGAAUUCACCUCCCUGGCCUCCGGUUAUCAGCCCAGACCAAAAGUAUAGAGAUGAUGAAAAGGAAAUGGGGUCUGGAGAGUGGGUAGAUAAGGUCAUGGUGAACAAGCAGGAUGUUGUUAACGGGGUUGAAAAUCCAAUGGCAUGUUGGGAAGCAGAAAAUGGAAAUCUGCAAGAUGUCUUCUACCAGAAAUAUCUCAAGGAUUCUUCCAAAACCUACCAAGACCAAUCAUACAACAUGUUCAUGGGUGGAAACAGGUUCAACACGACUAGUGCUGAUGAUACGGAUGAUCUUGAUGCAGCUACCAGUGACUCAUCUGAGCCUGAUUUGCUCUGGCAAUUCAAUCAGUCCAAUCUUACCAGCUUAGCCAAUGGGAUUGAAUCAAAGACCAAGAAACCUAGUUCAAGACCAGCAAGGACACCAGAAUUGAGAAAAAAUUUAACACCAAUGCUAGGACCUUCACCAUCAAGGAAACUAGCAAAUGGAGUUGGAGUUGGCCCUACACAUAGAAAUGGAAGGCAGCCAGCUCCUGCUGAUGGGAAACGCAAAACUGGGAAUAGAAAAUAAUAAGGUUAAGAAAUUAUAGACACGCCAAUGGAGUGAUUUUCGAUUAUUUCUUUUAUUCUUUGAAGUUUCUCUUUUAAAUUGUUAGAUACAGGUGACGUGUUCAAUAUACUAUCCAAUUUUUUUUUUUUUUCCCGUUGUAAUCUUUAUGGUAUAUAGUUAAAAUUCAGCAAUAAUUCCAGUUGCGUCUUGUUGUCCAUGGAAGAGCUUCCUGCCUGCUUGGUUUUUGUGACGGGCCUCUGUAUAACAUAGACUCUGUAUUUCCACUAUUUUUCAAUGUCAAGAGAAUAUAUACUUAAUUACAUA